Molecule: messenger RNA, 1698 nt
Organism: Rotaria socialis
Lineage: Eukaryota; Metazoa; Rotifera; Eurotatoria; Philodinida; Philodinidae
Source: the annotation of a GenBank genome assembly
AUGAGCAAAGUUGCAGUUGAUCUUAAUCAUCGUCAUGGUAUACCAUUGAAAGCGUUGGAAAUAAAACAUUUUUGCACUGAUCUUGAAACAAUCUUUAAUGAAAGAUAUACCAAUAGUAUUAUACGUGUGACUAAUAAAAGUGGCAUUUUUCAUAUUGGUUCAACCCUUGACUAUGACGAAAAAGUACAAAGAUAUCAAGUGAAAACUAAUGCUUAUAUUCAGUUAUCAUCGGAUCCAUUAAUGGAUACAUUCUAUAAAGUAGUUAGUUUGCUAAAUAAUCUUCGUACCAAACAACAAAUUACACAAUGGCAACAUACAAAAAUGAUGCCCGAUAAAAAUAAAAUUCAAUUGGCUUAUUUAUAUUUCAUACCGAAACCACAUAAAACAGGUACUCCGUUGCGACCCAUUGUUUCUGGUAUGAAUACACCAACAACAAAAAUAUCAAAAAUGCUUGAUAGAUUAAUUCGGCCGUUAUUUGAUCAAUACGUUAAGCAGACAACAAUCAUAGACGGUGUUCAUCUUAUUCGUCAACUAGAUAAAUAUGUUAGUCUCGGUCUUUUAAAGCCUAGUACUCAUUUAUGUACAUUUGAUAUAACUGACCUUUACACUAUGCUACCACAAGAAGAAUCAAUAGCUAUUUUGAAACAAUUUCUUAUUCGAUUCAAUCACACGCAUGUGAGAGGAAUGUCGAUUAAUGCUAUAGAAAGUUUAGCUCGUAUAGUUUUGACUGAAAACGUUUUCAUCUAUGGAAAUAAAUAUUAUCGUCAAAUUAAAGGGGGUGCAAUGGGAUCGCCGUUUACUCUAACUUUGGCUAAUAUAUUUAUGUGGCAUUGGGAACAGAAAUUAGUCGAAAAGCAGAAAGCUUCUAAUGAAUUAUAUGGCCGAUAUAUCGAUGAUAUAUUUUUAACUUCCAACGAUUCUAUCGAAAGUCUACAUGAUAUGUUAGAAAACGCUAACAACUAUCAUUUGAAUAUUAAACUAACUCGUGAAGUAGGCAGUUGUGUUUCUUUUCUUGACGUCCAGAUCAAUAAUCAAGAUGGAAACAUUACCACGUCAGUCUAUCAUAAAGAAGCAAGCGAGCCUUAUAUUGUGCCAUUUAAAUCUGACCAUCCUCGUCAUAUAUUCGAGAAUAUUAUAACAACUUCUCUUCUUCGAGCAAUUCGUUACUCCUCAACAUUACAAGCAUUUAAUCAUGAAAUACGAGCGCUAAAACUAAUGCUAAUUUAUAAUAGCUAUCCAUCACGAUAUAUAUACCAUUAUUUGAAAAAAUUCUUUCAACAGUUAUCUGCUACAUCGAUUUCUAUUCUACCAAUGAUUCACGAUGAAAAUGAGUACGUCCUACUACGAAGUAAACUGUUAUCGAAACCGACACCGAGUGAACAUGCACGAGCAUCAAGAAUAGCAACAACACUUGACAACAAACAUCAAAACAUAUCCGUUGAUCCUUUAGUACAUGCAAAAGUACACAAAAGUGAUAAUAUUACCACCUUCACCUGUCCGAUCAUUGUUCAUUACACACAUGAAAGCCGCUAUGCUCAUUAUAAAUCUACCAUACAUAACGCUUGGUUCGAAUCAUUUUAUCGAACACCCGUAAUGAUGACAAAGUUGAUCGUUGGAUCUCGCAACAAUCCAAACCUAACCAAAGAACUAGUUCGACAUAAUCCAAGCAAACACGAAAAGAGAAAAAAGAAACAGUGA